ACGGUCAAAAUAAACAUGGCAGUCGCAUGUUUUCUAUGACAAUUUUAGAGAUACAAGAAAUUUAUUUCCAUCACCAAAAAAAGAAUUCAUAUUACCAAAUACUUUUUGAAUACAGAAAUAAAUUCUCGAUUGGAUGUUAUAUUCUUAAAAGCGUUUAAAUCAAAUUAAAUUAAGCCAAAGAAAGAAAAAGAAUGAGACCGACCAGUGGUAAAUCCACAACAAGAUCAAGAGAUGAGUUCGGCAGUACCUCUAGAACAGUUCACGUUAACGCCGGUUCCGGAGAUGUUACUUAUGAGGAUGUUCUAGUCUCUCGCUAUUUAGAAGCAUUGCAGAGCACACCUACAAAAUAUAGCACUGUCGCAGGACCGUCUCCUUUCAAGCAGAAGUUUGUGGAGACUCACGCUUUCCCUAGACAUCGUCCAGUUUCAGCCUAUUCUAGUGCCACAAGCGAAAGUUCAUAUAGGAGGGGUAGGCCUGUAAGCGCCCCCGCCUUCAGAAGACCCCUCUCCUCAACUUAUGGAUCAAGACCAGCCAGUGCUAAAUCGACCGCUUCAAAAGUAAAAUCUCUCUAUCGAAAGCUUUCGCGUCCCAUUGUAUGUACUGCUUUCAAAAAUGGAGAUAGAAGCAUUUUUUGUAGGGUUACUGCACCAGAUUUUAGAACGUUACUUGAUCUAUGCACUGAUAAAUUGGGAUUGACAUCAGCUGCAAGAAGAGCAUUCUACGACGAUGGAAUGGAAAUUACGAAACACGAUUCAAUUGAAAGAGAUGCUGAAGUAUAUAUAUCAUGCGGUGAAAACUUUAAAGAUCCGUUUACUGGAGCAAAGAGAUCUAUAAAACUAUCGAAAAAGGUUAAUUGGACAGUUGGAGGAGUAGUUCAGACUGGGGAGACUAAAAAACAAUUUACAAAACCAAGAAUAUCAAAGAGAAUGAAGAAAAUGUUGGAAUCUAACAAAAGACGAAUUUUAGUAUUCAAGAAUGGAAAAGGAACUGAAGGUGUUGAAAUUGUUGCUGAUGCAGAUAGGUUCGAAGAGUUUUUAGUAGCCUGCACUGCAAAACUGGAUUUGAGAGGUUUUGCUAAGACGUUAUUUGAUUGGGAAGGAACUGAGCUACUUGGAUUUUGGAACGUUCCUAUUUUGGAUACUUGCUUGCAAACUAGCACAACUCCUGUUCUAGGACCAGUAUGGGUUGGAACAGGAGAACCUUUUUCACCCAAAGGUGUCGUCGAAUUCCUUGAAGGUCUAAUAGCUUAUACCAAAGCUAAAUUAAAAGAGGCUAAAAUCUAUAAAAACCAGCUUCAAAUGGCUCAAGAGGCUGCAAUAGAAACAGACGAUGUUAGACGGGAACAACUCCGUUCUGGUAUCAAUAUUACAACUAUUCUUUCAAUGGAAUUAAAACAAAUUUCGUCAACAUCAGUUAUUGUUGCAAGAGAUUUAGAUGACUUUACAAACGCUCUUAAUCAUCUAAAAGAGCAAAUGGAAAAGCUAAAAGAACCUUUAUUCCACGAGAAAGAACUAGCUGCUGACUAUAGUCAUCAGCAUAUCCCUAAGAUAAAUAAAGAUAACCGUUUAAUAAGAUCUGCUAACGUUAAGCUAAGAGUGUUUAAAAAUGGAACCUAUAACGAGCCAACAAUUGUCUUCUUUAAUAUACAACUAAUGGAAAGAGGACUAAGGAAUGAUAAAGAUAAGGAAAAGAAAUUAUUCGAAAAGCUUUUGGACACUUGCGCCGAAGCCUUUAGAACAAGUGGAAGUCGUAAAUUAGCAAAGAAACUUUUCGAUAUAUCGGGAAAAGAAUUAUGUAACGUGUACGAUUUACAAGAUGACCAAGAAGUUUGGUUAGGUUUCGACGAUCAUUUCAAGAGUUUUCAUACCUACGCUGUCUCGGCUGUGGUUGACAAAGUACGAUGCUAUAAAGGUACCGAUGGAAAACUUUUCGGUAUUAGAGAACAACUAAUGAAGAAUGAAGUUGAUGGGAAGACUAAAAACCAUUGGAUUACUCACUCCGGCUUUGGUGAAAAUUUCGAUAUAGAUGAUAUUUCUCAUGCAGAUUCUUAUACCAUUGAUGUAAUUAUGUCUCAAGCGGAAACUGCAAAAUUACCACCUGAUAUAACGUAUUUAGUGGAUAAGACCGAUUCAAACUUAAUUGUUUAUCCGGAAGUUGGUGUUGAUGUUAAAAGUAGUAAAGAAAGUAUCUUUCCCCAAGAAGCUCAAAUAUGGGUCCUUUCUAAAGAUAGAUAUAUCCACUGUAAACAUUUACCCCAAUUGGUUCUCGGAGCAAGUGAUCAUAAAGUAACGGCUAAGCUACGACAUCCAACCGAAGGUGAAACUAACAUCGGUCUACAAGGAUACGUUGUAACUUUACAAGAGAAACAAAAUGGAAAUAGAAGUCAAACUUGGACGUUUACAAAGGAAGGUCAUAUUUACGCUGAAAGUCAGCCAGCCCUAUUUUUAACUUAUGUUGGUUCGAAAGUGAAUGACGAAGAAGGAAAACUAAACAAUGAAGAAGUGGGCCUUCCUUCGGGCGUAAAAAUUUACUUGGCUGUUUGCGAACUGAUUGAAGAUAAUAAAUGGAGUAAAGCUCAAAAAUUUGCGUUCAAGCAAGAAAAAUUAGAAAACUUAGGACAGUGGAAACAUACAAAAGUACAAAACACUGAAUGGAGUAAAAGAGCUCUCUCCUGGCCAGUAGACGAACAAGGAAGCUUAAAUGAGGAUUAUCAAUGGCCGAUGGAAGGUUACUUAUUACCUUAUGCUCCUCCUAUGCAAAAAAAGAUAUCAUCUACUCCUGCAUCAAAUCCACCAUUGAGAUUAUUAACAUUAAAGAAUGGAGUAAGAGAUAUACGUCAAGCAGUUAGUGUUGUUGGACCGGAUUUAACAAAUAUGAAGAAAGAUUUGAAUAAAGGAAAAUCUAGAAAUUCAAAAAAAUUUAAUCCUGAAGAUGAAGACAUGAAUCAGAACGAUGACAAUCUUUCAAUAUUAAAAUUGGAAUUUAUUCUUUUCUUGGAAAGUGCAACUUCGCUUUUAAAUCUACCUUUUGCUGGCCGUCGACUUUUUGACGAAAAGGGAAGAGAACAUACAAACUUGGAGAAAUUAAAUAGAGAUCAAUUGGUCUACAUAAGUUGUGGUGAACCUUGGAGCAAUCCUUUUAUGACUAAAUCUGAACAGCAGCGCCGCUACCUAUUAUCGAAUUUGGGAUCGGAUAUCACUCAUAUAAGGCAGUUUGUUCGUUUAAGGGACGGUGAAGGGAAAACUGUAUUUUAUAAUUUUAAACUAAUUGAUACAGGGUUAGUAUUGGAAGCUGAAAAUCUUAGACCCGGAGCAAAAGUUAUAGUUAAUAGUAAAAUUCACACUGGUCCCGAGAGCGAUGACGACGGUGAACUUUUGAAAGAUGAAAUUGGUGAGGGGGACAAUGCAAGCUUUAAUCAAGGAUCAUUAAGCUCCCAUGAUAGAUCUCAUAUUCAAUCUGAAGAUUGGUUAAAUAAAAGAAAGUGGCCUUGGGAAAGAACUUCUAAUGGUGGAAUAGAUGAAGUUAAGGCGGCAAAUCAACAAGAAAAGGCCUUUACUAAUCAGUCGCUGGUUAAAAAAUUUCGAAGAAAGAGAAGGAAAGAUCCAACUGGCAAUUCAAUAGUACUACAAAAAUUCUAUUUAGACGAUGAGUAUAUCGUAGCAAGAGCCAAUAGCGAUCUGGUAUUGGGCAUUGAAGAAUCAGAAGGACGAACAAGAUCAGUAAUUCUAGUAAAGAGAAAAAUUGACGAUAUCUUCCAAAGAUGGUCAGUUAGGGAUAACGGCGUCAUUGCCGCAAAAUUUAAUUCAUCUGUAGUUUUGACGGUAUCAAUGCCAUCAGCAACAGUGAACGGAGAAGAUGAUGUACAGUGUUCUUACAUUGGAAAUCCUAUAGUUGUUGCUCCAAAGAAAACUGUUCAAUUUGGCCGAGCAAAUCAAAAAUGGCAAUUCGACUCGGAUAAUAAUUUACUGCUCGCCUUUGCCACUACAAAAGAGGACUUAGAAAUUACUGCAGCUAACUGCGCUAAUGUCUGUACAGCAACUGUGAUGGGACAAACCGAAAUAGAUCAACAAGGUUACGAAGUUAAUCUAGCCAAGAAAGGAGAGGCGCCUCUUAAGGUUUGUACUUCUUGCGCAAGAUCCUUAAGAGGAAGAUAUAAAAUGGAGAAAAUUAUUGGGAACGUUGACUUUACAUGCGAUAUGGCUUCAGCCAAACAAUUAGGAAUAAAGCAAGUAGGAAGUCUUAAAUGCUUAAUGGGAAAAGUUGACUUAUCUACUCAUGAGGCUGAACAUACACUUCUUGAAUGGACGAAGAACUUUGAGAAAAUGAAACAGGAGCUUUCCGUUCGAAGUUUAGCUCAAAGUCUUAAUGCUGCAAGAUCUCCAUACACAGUAAAAAUUUUGGCCUACAAAAAUGGAGACGGAAGACUUAGACCUCCAGUAACAAUUAUAGGAUCAAGUAUUAGAGGAAUACUGGAUCAAGCUACUCAUCGCCUAAACUUAGGCUGGAGAGCCAAUAGACUUUAUACUGCAAAUGGUAAUCUGUACUUAGACAUUGAUAGUUUAAUAGAGGGAGUUCGCGACCAAUAUGUUGAAGAGGCAAAACAACAAUUGCAAUCUGAAAGAGCCGUCGAAGAGGAAAAGGAAGAACAAAAGAGUAGUGGAUCACAGAAUGUGGAAAAGAUAUAUGGACAUCAAGUUCUUGAUGAGAGACCUCUAAAAGAUAAAUGGUCGUCUAUAGUCAUAAUUCCAAACCCCGAGUCUCAAGCUGUAACUGCUCCUUGUACGCUUGGAGCAUGGCAUUAUCACGCCCAGGCGCCUGGUUUACUUUAUCUUCAAAUUUGGCGACCUGAUCCUAAGAAUGAUGUCAAAGAUAAGCCAGCUUACAGUUUAGUAGUUCAGGUUCAACAAGAUAUUAAGACAGAGGGUGAAUAUGAAUUGGAUGCCACCACAAUAGAGGAAUGGCAAAGUUCAGGUGGAAUUCACUUAGAACCUGGCUAUGUGUUUGGUUUCUAUUGUCCCGAUCAGAGUGUUUUAGCUUACGACAUUGUUGAAUCGCGAAACGAGUCACCACUUUGUUGUCAAAUUUCUGCGGAUCACCUGGAUGGAAGUAUCCUUUUCACUCGUCUACCUCAAUCAAAAGAGAGAAACUACUCAAUGAGUAUAAAAGUGUUUUUAGAUGAGCCUCCUCCAGCCCCGAAGAAAGAAGUUGCUAAACCAGCUAAUAUUGAAAUAGAGAAACCUCCCAUUGAUAUGAUAUUGCCUUAUCCUAUUGAAGCAUGGUUUUCUUGUGGUGAACAAUUCAUUGAACCAGAAAAGGUUGAAACUAAGCAUUCGGUACAGAUUAAGGAACGAGACGAGCGUUCUAAUGUCUCAUACGAAUUAGAGAAACAAAAACAUAUACUUCGUCAAAUUCAAGGAAGGAGAAUUGAAAGUUUAAGUUCCGGUGUGUUUAGAUCCACCAACGAUCCAGAUAGACCAGUACUAAUCGAUGGUAAUUGGAUGCACCCUUCUCACGAAGAAAAAGAGGCCCACGAUAAAGUUCAUCAGUUAACUACUCAUUUGUCGGAGAUGAAAGAUAUGCAACAGAGUAGGAAGAAGCAACGAAGAAGAAGAUCCACGCGUCUAUAUGUAGAGCCAAGUCUCAAGAGAAUAUUAGUCUAUCCUAACGGAGAGAGUAUUCAUAGAGCAGUUUAUAUAUGGGGUGAUAGUCUGAGCCAAUUAUUGGAUCAUGCAACAACCAGAUUAAACUUAAACAAAGCCUCAAAGUAUAUAUUUACAGUUGAAGGAAAAUUAAUUGAAGACGAAAAUGAACUUGAAAAAGACCAAUUGGUUUGCGCCAGUAAUACAAAACAGUUCAUGAAGCCUAAAGAAUACGACGAAUAUAUAGAAAUGAGAGCAAGAUGGGGAAGAGAUUGGAAAAAGUACGGUUCUCAAAUAACCGAUCUUGUCGUAACGGCUAAAAAAUCAGAAAAAGUAGAUGUAGAUCCAUUCGGUCCAGCAAAAUCUGGAAAUAAGUCAAAUUCUAAAAAGAAAACAAAUACUCAAAAGAAAUAA
Messenger RNA from Dimorphilus gyrociliatus, 6053 nucleotides. NCBI's taxonomy places the organism in Eukaryota, Metazoa, Annelida, Polychaeta, Dinophilidae. The record is from the annotation of a GenBank genome assembly.